AUGUCGAACCUGAAUGGGAGCUUCUGGUGGAAGCAGUUGAAGAAGACGACAACCAUAGUAGCAUGGAUGACCCUGGUCAAGACUUGGCCAAAGAACAAUACAAUAAUCACCAGGAUAUUCAAGCACACCAACUGUUAUGCUGCCAAUGUGGAAUACGGCGCUCGAAUUGCCAAUGCGAAGGAGGAGAAUUUGUAUCAUCCUUUCAGUUCUAAGAUGGAUUGGGAGGUCAUGAGGUGGGCGAAACUUCGUGGACUCAGUUCGACAGCUUUUUCAGACUUGCUUGCAAUCGAGGGGGUCAGUGAGCGUUUGUCACUCUCCUUCAAGAAUGCGAACGAGCUGAAUGCAAUUGUCGACCAUGAACUUCCAACUAGCUGCCCAAAGUUCAAACGAGAGCAGAUCAUUGUUGCCAGUGAAGCUUUCGAUGUGUAUUAUUGCGAUGUGAUCAAUUGUGUCAGGUCAUUGUACGGUGAUCCUGACUUUGCAAGAUAUCUUGCAUUUGUGCCCAAGCGGCAUUAUGCUGACAAGGAUGAGACAGUUCGUCUCUUUCAUGAUAUGCAUACAGGAAAAUGGUGGUGGGAUACACAGAAAAAACUCAAUCGCCACAGUCCAGGUGGCACCAUCAUUCCCAUCAUUAUCUCAUCCGACAAAACGCAAGUGACCUUGUUCCACAACAAGUCCCCAUCACGCGGUGCCCAUAUACUUUUGGCAUAUUUGCCGUGUACACGACUCAAACACAUCACAAACAAAGCUUCGCAGCACCGAACUAUGGCAAACCUAUACCAUGCUUGUCUGAGCCGUGUUCUCACUCCGCUGAAGUCAGUUGGACUUGAUAGACUUCGUAUGGCUAGUGGGGAUGGCACUCUCCGUCGAUGUCAUCCAUUAUUCGCUAGUUUUGUCGGUGACUACCCAGAACAGCUCCUUGCUACUGGAAUCAAGUUUGGAGAGUGUCCUAAAUGCGACAUCGAUGCUGAUGAAACGGGUAGCAAUACAGCACCGUUUCAUUUACAGAAACUGAAUGAAAUACUAGAUGCCCUUGCUGCUCUCAAUGAAGGCAAUUUAUCCUUCGUUCACGCUUGCUCGUUAGCAGGCAUCAAGCCCAUCGUCCAUCCUUUCUGGGAAGAUCUCCCGUUCACCAACAUUUUCCAUGUGAUCACACCAGAUGUCUUACACCAGUUGUAUCAAGGCUUGAUCAAGCAUCUCUUAGGAUGGUUGUCGGCUGCUUGUGGGGCUGCUGAAAUCAAUGCUCAUUGUCGCCGUCUUCCUCCCAACCAUCAUAUCCAUCUGUUCAGGAAGGGCAUCACUAGCUUGUCGCGUAUAAGUGGGGCUGAACAUGCCCAAAUCUCUCGCUUUCUCCUCGGUAUCGUUAUUGGUAUCCAAUUGCCUAAUAAUCUAAACGAAAGUCGACUUCUACGAGCAGUACAGGGUCUACUUGAUUUCCUCUAUCUCGCACAAUAUCCUUGUCAUAGCUCAGAGACCCUGCAGCUGCUGGACGACGCACUCGAUCUUUUUCACGACAAUAAGGACAUUUUAAUUGAGCUGGGCAUCCAAAACACUUUCAAUCUACCAAAACUACACGCGACACGCCACUACUCUCUCAUGAUUAUGAUGUUGGGUACCAUGGAUAAUUAUAAUACAGAGUAUACUGAACGACUUCAUAUUGAUUAUGCAAAGGACGCUUACCACACUACAAAUCACAAAGAUGAAUUUGUGCAGAUGACACGCUGGCUCGAACGAAAGGAGAAGAUUCUGCGCUAUGAUAAGUACAUCAACUGGCGACUUGCUGGCAGUCACGAGUCCGAGCCCUACCAUUCACGUCCACCCGAUAUGACUGUCCGUCGGCUUCAAACGAUGACAAAGAACCCUAGUGCAAAGGCCGUCAGUAUGGACCAGCCGAUUGAAGACUACAGCGCUACUUAUUUCCGUGAAGCACUUGCAUGCUUUAUCACACAACUCAACCGCACCAAUGAUCCCUGCCUCUCUAGCCAAACACUGGAUGCGUUGGCACACAACGUCCAUUUCCCAUUCCGAACUCUCCCAGUUUUCCAUAGGAUCAAGUGGCUCUCAGUGGAUAGUCGUGGUCAUGGCGACACAAUAGUCACAUUGGACUCUGUACAUGCCAGACCACGGCAGUCCUCAUCGGCUCGUCGUUCAGACACAGCUCUUGUGAGCCUUGGUCCAAGUUUCCGCGUACCCAAGCACUUAGCUUACAUUGAAUGGUUUACGCCAUUCCCUUCGGCUCCUGAUCGACACAGUGGGCUUUACAAGCUCUUGCGGUCGUUCCGUGGUGGUGAAAAACUGGCAAGUAUUGUGCCAUUGGCAAACAUUCUGCGUAGUGUCCAUCUUAUACCGAAUUUUGGUGCCGUCGUCCCACGAGAAUGGACGAGUGAUACGGUUCUGGAUGAUUGUAACAUUUUUUGGUUGAACUCGUACUUAGAUAGAUACACUUUUUGUUUAUUCAAAUAA
Molecule: messenger RNA, 2463 nt
Organism: Suillus subalutaceus
Lineage: Eukaryota; Fungi; Basidiomycota; Agaricomycetes; Boletales; Suillaceae
Exons: 7
Coding region: 1-2463 (820 amino acids)
Source: RefSeq, a predicted model, not a curated record